Magnolia sinica is the source of this 1694-nucleotide messenger RNA. RefSeq lists its product as uncharacterized. Lineage: Eukaryota; Viridiplantae; Streptophyta; Magnoliopsida; Magnoliales; Magnoliaceae. Gene Ontology annotation, biological process: transcription elongation by RNA polymerase II. The record is from RefSeq and is a predicted model, not a curated record. Gene Ontology annotation, cellular component: nucleus; elongin complex. The coding region runs from base 959 to 1651 and encodes 230 amino acids. The transcript is spliced from 7 exons.
GCAUCAUCUUUUCCUCCUUAAAAUGUACGUUUAGCUAUUAAUCCAGUUUUCUAACCAUCUGCAAGGGUAGUAGGAAAGUAGAAUCUUGAAGACAUUUUCAAAAUCAAAUGAGAUAAGCCAGCAGCAUUAAUUAGGAAGUCACCUCUAAACCCACGUCCAAAAGCCACCACAUUAGAGAGAGAGGGGGAGGGCAGGAGCUCUCUGCCUCUUCCACUGGUUGCAAGAAUUCAACUUUUAUCACACGAGCAAAAACAUGGCACGAUGGUCUGAUAUCUGUGCUGAUCAGUAUGUGGGACCCCACCAUGUUCGUGUUAUUGCAUGGAAACAAGGCCACUAGUGCUAUUGGUGGAUCUCUCUUCUCACGUGCAUAGCAUGUGACUUUGCUAUUGUUUUUACUGAGAGUACUUAACUGUAACUCAUUUUGAAAGAUAAUGGCAUAUUUCUGUGAUUUUAUAUUUGCAACAAUCCUUCAAUUUUUCUUGGGCUAUUUAAAGAUUUUAUUCCUUGUUUUGAACGCUGGUUUUCGUUGCCCACUUUGGAACUCUUUUGUUCUAUGUAGUUAGCCACCCUCGUGAAAUUGUUUCAUAGUUUGCUAACCAGGAGUUGGCCCAGGACCUUGUCCGUCACUGGGUAGGGUCAACCUGGGACUCAGUGGAUUGACCAGUGGGUCAAGAAAUAGUAUGAUAUUAUUUCUAUUAUGAAAAUAUAUUAUAUCAUAAUAUGAUACGUAGGUGCGUCUUGGAUCAACCUUGGGACUUGGGCACAUCCUGGAUCGACCAGCCUGGUUUGAAAACUAACAGUUGUAUCAUGCUUGCAUAGGUCACUCAUGCAGUGUUCUAAUCUCUUAUAAUGUUUCUCUUGGUGGAUAUCUAUUAGGAAGGGCUUCUCCGCGUGGCCAGUUCUAGCCCCUUGGGUUCGUUUUGGGGCUUUAGAUCAAUCGUAUUAACUCAAGAUAAAUAUGGUUUUGAGCUUCCAAAGGAAGAUUCCUACUUUGCUGGACCUCUGUAUUCAGACUGCUAUAGAUAAUAUUAGGUAUAUUGGAGAUGUUGGGGAAACGGACAUAUACCUGCUGAAGGACAUAUUACCUCACUGUACACUUGAUCAAUUAAUGCACAUUGAGGAGUGUUCACAGGGAAGAGACCUGAGUCCAGUAACUGAUAAUUUGUGGAAAAAUUUUUACGAAAAACAUUUUGGUGAGGAAAGUGUUAAUCUUGUUGUCAAAAGGAUGAAGCGGAAGCAAGUUGUAUUUAAGUGGAGGCUACUGUAUGAAGCAAAAGUAAAAGAGAGGGAUGAAGCUCAGCAGAAAUCAGUUGAUCGACUGAAGAAGCUUUAUGAAGAAGAGGGUGUUAGAAAACAAAGUCGGCAGAUUCAGCUUUGUUCCAAGGUUCCACCUUCAAGCAAAAAGAGAAAUUCUUUUGGAGGCCAUGGACCUGGAAACAAUUUUUCAAAUGUGAAGGGCAACCUGAUGAAGAAGGCAAAAAUGGAGUAUCAUAACAGCCAUGAAGCCAGAGUGCAUGAAGCUAUGAGGAAAAAGGAAUUGCAAAGGAAGUCCUUUCCGCCUCCUGGUGUUUCAAGGACAAUGAAGCCAAGUGGUUUUCUUGGAAAGAGUCCAGCAUCCAGUUCCAAAGUAAACAAGCCAUUUGGAAGAUAAUAGCAGCUGGACUUGUGGUUGUUGAGAAAGCAAAUCGCAGGUG